Sitodiplosis mosellana (orange wheat blossom midge) is the source of this 2709-nucleotide messenger RNA. RefSeq lists its product as uncharacterized. Bases 496 to 2373 code for a protein of 625 amino acids. NCBI's taxonomy places the organism in Eukaryota, Metazoa, Arthropoda, Insecta, Diptera, Cecidomyiidae. Gene Ontology annotation, molecular function: cell adhesion molecule binding. Gene Ontology annotation, cellular component: extracellular matrix. Gene Ontology annotation, biological process: extracellular matrix organization; cell adhesion. The transcript is spliced from 9 exons. The record is from RefSeq and is a predicted model, not a curated record.
CCCUCUCUCGUGUGCCUUCGUCGUCGUCGUCGUCGUCGUUGUCGUUGUCGUUGUCGUUAUCGUCGUCAUCGUGUGUAUGUGAGUUCCAUGCAUUUGCCAAAAAAGCUUAUGGCUUUUUGUCAAAACUGCGAAUCAAUUAUUCAGCAAUCCGGAAAAAGUAGUUUCUGCGCUGCCACACAAGCUUUGGCGCAACACAAACACAACGGAAAGUAAAAUACACACAUCGCAUAAGCACAACAGACAUGAAUGACCAAGCAGUAGCCAAACCGCAUUUCAAAUAGCUCUAGUCAGGCAUAUCGAACGGUUGGGAAGCGUUGAAGAAAAGUUGAAAAAAAUAUAUCAGUUUUAUUUUGGUUUGUUCAGUCGAAACCAAAACGACCGCUUACUCGAUCCUCCCGAGAGGCGAAAAAUAUAAUAAAACGAAACGAAAAAAUAUUAACACAAAAAAGAAACGAACAGAAUCGAAACAAACGUGAGUAGAAUCGAACGUGAAUUAUGGGCAUUAAGAAAGUGCAAUCGACGAAAGCCGUAAUUGCAACAAUCAUGCAGUUUUCGCAAUACAUUUUGGUUGUGCUCACCUUGUGCGAAGGGUUUUUAACGCAAACCAGUGCCAACGGUGUUACAUUGAAUUUGUACAGAAACAAAGAUGUCUUGGCAACGCGAACCAUUCCCGAUUUAACGGCAUUGAAAUUUGGUAACGGCGACCACAAAAGUGAAUACUUUACCAAAUUGCUUGCGGCAUGGGAUAAUCUGAAUUUUGACCGAACAUUCAUAUCGAGAGAUCUCGCAUUUACGGUGGUCGUUCCAUCGGUGGAUAUAUCAACAAUAAACAAAGAUCGUCUCAAGGAAUUCAUUUUCGAACACCUCAUUCCUGGCGAAGCGUUCACAACAUUCAACGAAGAAGAUUUGUAUGGAAACUCAAACAAUCACUUGAUAAAAUUCACACAUUUGAACAAAUACAACGAGAGCAUUUGGUCGUUGAAUGAUUUUAAAAUACUCCGAACAGCUGCGCUCAACAAACAAUGCUCUGUUAUUUACAUUGAUGGUGUUCUUGGUGACAAACGAACCUUGUUCUCGAAACGGAACAUUCAUGACAACAAUCGCUACAAUGAACCGCAAAAACUCGAAUGGAAAAAUGCCACCAAAGAAGAAGUCCUGCCAUCCAAAUAUGAACUCAAACAAAAUGCUCUCGUCACAUUUUUGAUGAACAUGAAAACUGGAACCAAAGUAUUCCAACAUUUUCUCAUGAAGACCAAUCUGUCGCACUUGGUUGAUGAAAAAGCCUACACAAUUUUGAUUCCGAUGGAUAGCGCAUUCCAAAGAUGGCAUCCAAUCGAUUGGGGCUUCUAUCCAUUCAGUGUGUCUGAAUUUACAGAGAACAUUUUGCGGAAUCAUUUUCUCCAAUUGAAAGCUCCGAUUCGAAUGCAAGACAUUAAGAAAGCCACUGAAAUAUCCAAAGUCAAAACGAUGGGCGGUGAAAAUGUGACAUUUAGAAACUUACCUCCAACGGUUAACAACGUAACAAUUACGGCCGAUUACACACUUCCAGACGGAUCGCAAGUGCUGUUGAUUUCCGAAGUUCUCUUUGUAUCCGAAGCGGUUGUAUCACGAUUACAUCAAAUGCACAAAGACAAAGAAACUCCGCCACUGUUGGCCUUCCCAUGGUUCGGAGCUCAGUUUUUGUCUCACUCAUUCUUGGCAUUGGAAAGAGAUCCACGUUUCACCUUUGUUACGAAAUUUUUAAACAAUGCUGAAAUCGCUCAGUAUGUACCUGGUGCAAACUAUACAUUCUUCGUUCCAAUUGACGAUGCAUUCAACAAGUACGGUUUGGGUCGAUUGACUGAGGAUGAUAUGUCAUCGGAAACAGCGAUUAAAUUCCUUUUGAAUCACUUUAUCAAAGGGCGACUCUAUGAUCGAAACUUGAAACACGAUGAAGUAUUCGAAUCGAUUGGCGGAACUGGCUUGAAAAUCCAACGACUUGCAGGUAAUGUGACUGUGAAUCAUGCUCACAUCGUGGAAUCAGAAGUAUUUGUGUACAACUUGGGCACCAUGUAUUACAUUGAUGACCUCCUCUACCCCGAGGUAUUUGAUAAAAUGGUAAAAGCAUCCGAUUUGCCAACAUCAACCGCCCUUCCAACCACAUUCAAGUUGACUACAAGCCCAGAUGCCGACAUCGAACCAGUUCCGGCCGUGACUCAAUCCGCUGAACAAGGCAAAGACAUUUUCGUGUUGAAUGAACGAGGUGGAAACAUUGACGAAAGUGACUUUGAUCACGAUAUCGAUGAUGCCGACGACGAGGAGGAAGAUGACGAUGAAAUCGUCACACCACGUGCACUUCCUGUGCAAUUUAUGAUUGAACCGCCAAAGAAAUAAGUCUGUAGAUUUGGUUUUUCAUACGCUCGUACGUGUUUAAGUGACUCAAACCCCAUAAUUGUUAAUUCACCGCAAUAACACAACAACAACAACAACAAGAAAGAAGAAAAAAAAACUUUAGCGACUAUCAUAUUAACAUUAGACAUUUGAAUAAAAAUUUUAUCAUUAGAAUUUAAAUUAUACAUCUAAACUAUGCUGUAUUUGACCUGCGAUGAAACUGAUAUCAUAUGUGUAACCAAUUGCUAUACUGUAUUUUUUAAAAGUGAAAAUAAAAUUAGUGAGAAAACAUGAAACAUUUUACAAUGAAAAAAAAAAUGGCUCGUUUAUUCUGCUAAA